AUGAUCCAAAUAUUAAAGAAAGAAGAUUAUGAAAGAAUUGUUUUUAGAAAUGGAUUAAAAUUGCCAGAAUUUUUGAAAUAAGAUUUGAUGAAAUUUUUUGAGCCUAAAAUUAGCUUUGAAACAAGAAGAUAUAAUUAUAAUAAAUAAAUAUGA
Messenger RNA from Paramecium pentaurelia, 153 nucleotides. The record is from the annotation of a GenBank genome assembly. NCBI's taxonomy places the organism in Eukaryota, Ciliophora, Oligohymenophorea, Peniculida, Parameciidae.